UUUGCAGCCAAAGGCGACUUUAAGAGGUGCUUCCGGUUCAGGGCUCUCUCUUUUCCUCUGCAUCGGGGCCGCAGCCAUGGUCAACGUCCCGAAGACCCGCAGGACGUACUGCAAGAAGUGCAAGAAGCACCAACCCCACAAAGUUACCCAGUACAAGAAGGGAAAGGACUCCCUCUACGCCCAGGGUAAGAGGAGAUACGACAGAAAGCAGAGUGGUUACGGUGGCCAGACCAAGCCAAUUUUCCGUAAAAAGGCUAAGACUACAAAGAAAAUCGUGUUGAGGCUGGAGUGUGUGGAGCCCAACUGCAGAUCCAAGAGAAUGCUGGCCAUCAAGAGAUGCAAGCACUUCGAGUUGGGUGGUGACAAGAAGAGAAAGGGCCAGGUCAUCCAGUUCUAAACUGUGGUUCCGUCUUCUGGAUCAGUUGUCACUAUUUUCAAUAAAUGUAUUAAAACAAA
Solea senegalensis (Senegalese sole) is the source of this 456-nucleotide messenger RNA. RefSeq names its product ribosomal protein L36A (gene rpl36a). The coding region runs from base 77 to 397 and encodes 106 amino acids. The record is from RefSeq and is a predicted model, not a curated record. Lineage: Eukaryota; Metazoa; Chordata; Actinopteri; Pleuronectiformes; Soleidae. Gene Ontology annotation, biological process: translation. Gene Ontology annotation, cellular component: cytosolic large ribosomal subunit; ribosome. Gene Ontology annotation, molecular function: structural constituent of ribosome. The transcript is spliced from 5 exons.